UCCCACGUCAUCAUACAAACUAAUUCCACGCGCCAGCCAACGAGGAAGUACCUGCAUACAGUCGCGAGUUGUUUAUUUACAAGAGAGACAGACAGACAAUGUUGACAAAUUGUUAGCGGUCAACCUGCAUUUCUCGCCGCAUUUGAGUGUUUUCUUUCGGUGCAUAUGCAGACGUAGGAGUUACAUUUGUUGCCGCUAGCCGGCUAACAGCAUCAGCUAACGUUAGCUGGCUAAUAGUUAGCGAGCAGUAUUUACUUGCCAAAAAUUUCACUUGGCAACCUUUGCAAUCAUUUUAGUUAGCCUAAAGGCUAUAUGAAAAGGCUAUAUGAAUUGGCUUUAUUAGCAGUUGCUCUGAUGAUGCUUGGAACGAAAUGACUAGUGAGAUUAGCCAGCCAGCUGUAGCUAACUAUCAAACCGCUGCAAUGGAACUUAUGCUUACGUGCGCGUCCUCCAAAACGCCUUCCAAUAUAAUGAGGGAAUAGGUGAUGAUGCAGCAUGACCAAAGACCCUAUGCACCAUGGCACAGACUGAAAUUAAUUGGGACCAACAGAUACCUUUACCAAAGCUUUCCCCAUUCCAUGCCAAGAUUGCUGUGGCACUAGUGGCACUGCUCUGCUUCAUCAAUAGCUAUGACGGAGACUUUGUGUUCGAUGAUUCCGAAGCCAUUGUCAAUAACAAGGACCUGAUCCCAUCCACGCCUCUCAACAACAUCUGGAGAAAUGACUUCUGGGGAAGUAAACUGAGCAGCAACAACAGCCACAAGUCCUACAGGCCGCUCACUGUCCUCACUUUUAGGCUCAACUACCUCAUGGCUGGUGGGCUGCACCCAGUAGGCUUCCAUGUGCUGAACAUCGGCCUGCACAGUCUCAUAUCAGCGCUGAUGAUCGACAUGUUCUCCGUACUGAUCGGUGGCUUGGCAUACGAUGGGAAUGGGAACAGGCUCAACCACGCACCCAAAGCUUCUCUCCUGGCUGGUCUUCUCUUUGCAGCGCACCCCGUUCACACCGAAAGCGUGGCAGGGAUUGUAGGCCGGGCAGACCUACUGUGUGCACUGUUCUUCCAGCUCUCCUUUCUGACCUACUGCAAAGCCUUCAGAGGAGGUAGGGAGAGCGAGGAGAAUUUUUCCAUCCAUUGGAUUGCCGUGAGCCUCUUGCUGUGCGCUGCGGCCAUGCUCUGCAAAGAACAAGGCAUCACAGUCCUGGGGGUGAACGCUGCCUUUGAUGUCCUUCUGAUCUGUAAUGUAAAUGUGUACGAGCUGAGCCAGAGGCUGUUCCUCAGGAGGAAAGCAGAAGACGUAAGUGAGCGGGUGCGGACGGGCCUCCUGAUCCGAUUGGCUCUGCUGGCCAUGGGCGGAGCCUCCCUGCUGUACGCCCGCUGGAGAAUCAUGGGAACUGGGCCCCCCGCCUUCACUGAAGUAGACAACCCGGCAUCCUUUGCAGAAAAUGUCUUUCUCAGAAUAGUCAACUAUAAUUACUACUACUCACUGAAUGCCUGGGUGCUGCUGUGUCCCUGGUGGCUGUGUUUUGAUUGGUCCAUGGGCUGUGUGCCCCUCAUUAAGUCAGCGUUUGAUUGGAGGACGGCCUGGCUGCUGCUGCUCUGGUGCUUCCUGAUAGGCUUGAUAAGCCAAGCCUUAUGCUCACAGGACGGCCAGAGGAGGAGGACGUUGACCCUGGGUCUGGUGCUGCUGGUAGUCCCCUUCCUGCCUGCCUGCAACAUAUUCUUCAGGGUUGGCUUCGUCAUUGCAGAGAGGGUCCUCUACCUCUCCUCCGCUGGCUACUGUCUGCUACUGGCCUACGCCCUGGGACACUGCUGUGGUCGCUGGAGCAGACACAAGGGGCUGCUCCGUGCCUCCCUGCUGGCCCUGCUAUGUGUGUAUGUGGCUCGCAGUGCCCUGCGCAGUCACCAGUGGCGCUCCGAGCAGAGCCUCUUCACCAGCGCCCUGUCAGUCUGUCCCCUCAAUGCCAAGGUGGUGUCUGUCUGUCUGAUGUGUCUAUCUCUCUUGCUGGCUUGUCUGUCUGUCAGGAUUACUGGUGCAUCGAUUGGUGUGUCUGUCUGUCUGCCUCUUUGUCAGACCAUAUUGGGACCCACGCAAGCUGUCGUGAAAAUUAUUCCCAAACUAUUCAAAAUAAGUUUUAUUUUUAUUUUAUUUUUAAUUUCUUUCGUUUUCACUUUUGCUGCCUCUUUCCCUCUCCAGGUGCAUUAUAAUGUGGGUAAGAACCUAGCAGACAGAGGGAACACCAGUGCUGCCAUCAGGUACUACAGAGAGGCAGUCAGGUUGCACCCUACGUAUGUCCACGCUAUGAACAACCUGGGCAACAUCCUGAAAGAGAGGAACGAAUUGGUGGAGGCAGAGGAGCUUCUGGCAAAAGCUGUACUCAUACAGCCGGACUUUGCAGCAGCGUGGAUGAAUCUGGGAAUAGUGCAAAACAGUCUGAAGAAGUAUAAGGAAGCAGAGCAGAGCUACUGGAACGCCAUCCAAUUCCGGAAGAAAUACCCUGACUGUUACUACAAUCUGGGACGCCUGUAUGCAGACCUGAACAGACACCUAGAUGCUCUGAAUGCGUGGAGGAACGCUACAGUGCUGAAGCCUGACCACAGCCUGGCAUGGAACAACAUGGUCAUACUACUGGACAACACUGGCAACCUAGCCCAGGCGGAGGCAAUUGGCCGGGAGGCCCUAAAGCUCCUCCCUAACGACCACACCAUCAUGUUCUCAUUGGCCAACGUCCUGGGCAAACUACAGAAGUAUAAGGAGUCCGAAGGCUUCUUCCUCCAGGCUCUGAGGAUCAACCCAAAUGCUGCCAGUUGCCAUGGCAAUCUGGCGGUGCUGUACCAUCGCUGGGGGAAGCUGGAGCUGGCGAAGAAGCACUACGAGCUGUCUCUGAAGCUGGAUCCAGAAGCCCCAGGCACCAAGGACAACUACAACAUGCUGCGACGCAAACUGGACCAGCUUUACAGGACCACACCACCCUGAGGGACUCGACCACUGACUGCAUGCUCCAACACACACACAUACGCAAAUAACCGUUCAUUCAUUCCAGAUUUGUACCAUUUCCAUUCUAUUUAAGAAAUAAAGACUGUUCUGUGUAACAA
Molecule: messenger RNA, 3093 nt
Organism: Salvelinus fontinalis (brook trout)
Lineage: Eukaryota; Metazoa; Chordata; Actinopteri; Salmoniformes; Salmonidae
Gene: tmtc4
Product: transmembrane O-mannosyltransferase targeting cadherins 4
Exons: 17
Coding region: 518-2974 (818 amino acids)
Biological process (GO): endoplasmic reticulum unfolded protein response; protein O-linked glycosylation via mannose
Cellular component (GO): endoplasmic reticulum
Molecular function (GO): protein binding; mannosyltransferase activity
Source: RefSeq, a predicted model, not a curated record